UCAGAGUUACAGUCUGACACGAGCCGGGAGCGCAGGGACUUCAGGAGCCGACCAGCUGUUACCUCCACACCCCCCCCACCAUCAAGUGAUGGAAAAGACGGAGCUCUUUCUGUACACCUUCCUCGUCUCUCACUACAUCUGGAACAUCUUCUUCAUCUCGUGGCUUUUCAGCAGCGGGACACCCACGGCUCUCACCAACUAUGGAUUGCCUAAUUGAAGUUGGGCCACCUGAUCCUGUUUGCGCCAGGACAAGCGAGCAACAUUAGAGCGAGAGAAGUCGUUAUGAGCGGGUGUGUAAAGAAAAAAAUGCUGCAGUUCCUGCUCAGAGAACUGGUGUGAAAAGCAGAAUUUCCUCCUCAGGAUAUCACAUCUCUGCGCGUAAAGGACAUAACGGAUUCAAUUCGCCGCCGCCUGAAAUAAUCUGUGAUAUGUUUUAGUAAUUAAGAGGAAAGCUGUAGUUAGAAUAGAGCUUGUGCUUGUGUAACUGCUGUUUUUUUUUUUUCCUGGGCUUCUUUUUUUUUUUCUUUUUUCUUUUUUAUGCACGCAUUCCAAUUGUGCACCGCGUUUUAGCCGCUUCACUGCCACAGACAGCAGGACCUGGAAUCUUUGACAGGCAACAGGCCACACCAAUCACUGUGGAGGGUUGUGCUGAGAACACUGUCGAGUCUUUCACUAACUUUCAGCACAACCGAGAGAGUUUUUAAAGCUGCACCAGCACAGCUAGAGUGAACCAUGGCUUUACCAGACAGUGGCAUCUCUGGGGAGGAGGUACCCUUCCCAGAGAUCAUAGAGCUCAACGUUGGGGGCCAGGUGUACAUAACCCGCUACUCGACCCUCACUAGUGUGCCGGACUCUCUGCUGUGGGAGAUGUUCAGUCAAAAGUCAACCAAAGGACUGGCGAGGGACACCAAGGGGCGCUUCUUUGUGGACCGGGAUGGUUUCCUGUUCCGUUACAUCCUGGACUACAUGCGGGACCAGCAGCUGGUUCUUCCGGACCACUUCCCCGAGCGCGGCCGUCUGCAGAGGGAGGCCGAGUUCUUCAACCUGCCAGAGCUCGUCAAGCUGCUGGCGCCCAAGAUCAGCAAGCAGAACUCCCUGGGUGACGAGGGAUGCCAGAGCGACCCAGAGGACUCCUCACCUGGGAUUGACACGGCCCGUAACCUCGGCUCCCUGGGCGCCGCCGCCGCCGCCUGUGCCAGCCUGGUGCCCGGCGCCAUGGACGGCAAGCGGUCUGGGUUCAUCACGAUCGGCUAUCGAGGCUCGUACACCCUCGGUCGCGACAGCCACACCGACGCCAAGUUCCGCAGGGUGGCACGGAUCAUGGUGUGUGGGAAGACCUCCCUGGCCAAAGAGGUGUUUGGGGAAACACUGAACGAGAGCCGCGACCCCGACCGCCCCCCUGAGCGCUACACGUCCCGCUACUAUCUCAAGUUCACCUUUCUGGAGCAGGCGUUUGACAAGCUGGCAGAUGCAGGCUUUCACAUGGUGGCCUGUAACUCCACAGGAACCUGCGCCUUUGCCCAUGAGCAGACGGACGACAAGAUCUGGACCAGCUACACUGAAUAUGUGUUCUACCGUGAGUGAGACUAUCGGCUUUGUUCCCCCCGGUCCCCUCACCCUGUCUCCAAGAGCCCUCCUCUCCCCUCCAGCCUCCAGCCAUCCUGUCUUUCUCUCUUUGAUGGCCUCUGCACCAGUAGAUGUACCGUAGAUGUUGUGCCCUUCCAUCUCUCUUUGCAGCUUUUAUCCUGUGAACAGUACCCCAACCGUCGCUCUGACUCUUCAUACCUUCUCUGCAGGUCCGAUCUGCAGCCUUCCCCCCUUCAACCCCAAAUCCAACCCCCUUCUUCAGCCUCAGGUCCAGCUUUUGCCCCCCUGCUUAAGCCACUGCUCCAUCUAGUUGUAGUCCCCAGUCCUCAACCACAGCAACCCCACAUCCUCUCCUGCAGAGACUGAAACCUUCUAUGUACUAUUCCCAUUUUUUGUACUCUCUAUAUAUUGCAUCUGCCUUGGUGAAGCACAAUACUGUAUCCAAGAGCUAAUUUUGUUAAAUAAGCGCCCCAAGUGUGUCUUUAUGACUACUGAACCAGUCAUAAGGGCAUAAGGGAAAGGGCUUCAAAGAGUUGCCAUGAUGUACAGUGCUAUACUUUGCCUGCUUACAUGAGCAGAUCGGACUCUCGCCUGCUCCUCUGAACUAAAUUACCAAAUAAUUGGACAUCUUAUCAGCCUUGAGGGACGUGAGCAGCCCCAGCACAAGAAACAAGUGUAAUCGAAUUUCCCCUCAGUUUUUAUUAAAUGUGUCCAGUACCAUGUGGUUUGGGAACGUGCCAUAGUGAAGUGUGUUCAGUCGUUGUUUUGAAUGAACGAGGGGUUAUAACGCAGCCACACGGACAGGAAAAGAAUGAACUUUUUUUUUUUUUUCAGGGAAAAGUAGAAUGUAGCUGCGUGGAGUUUCCUCUUACAAAGAGACAACAGCUUUGUGGCGAACGUACAAGCAACAGGCUUUGAUGAAAAACGAUGAAAGCUCAGAUGUCAAGAGAUCUGAAAGACAGAAAAAAAAAAGGUUGCCGAAUGAAGUGUGUGUAUUGAUUGUGCAAUGGAGCUCUCAGUAUUUUAAUCAGCCACACUGGGAGGGCAGAGGAGAGGGAAGGUGUUACAUCACUCACAGCCAAUUGCUCUAUUUUUUUUCCCCUCAUUGUGCUUCUUUGACAUUUCUUUCUUCAUAUUAAAGAGCAUUUUUACAGUUCCUGGGGACAGGCUUACACCAUGACUUCUUGUUGUUUGAAAAAGUUAAAAAAAAAAAAAAAAAAAGGUAGUGGUGGUAGUCGCCAUAGCGGAUCAUGUUUUGAGUGUUCUGUAAACAAUAAUGUUAUUCUUAAUACUCGGUUCAGCAUUAGUUGAAGCUGCUGCAUAUUUGAUGAUAGCUCUCACUUACUGUAAGUGAAUACCCAUGAGAAAGGGUAGGAUUACGCUGUAGCCAGCCAAAGCCCAAUGUGUUUUUUUCUCACCACUGUAGCAAAGAGCAGCGUGAGGGCAGUUUAUGGUGACUGGGUAUAACUUAGGUUAUAAAGGGGCGAGUUAAAGAACGAGUGUUGUUUUGCAGAUACAGCCUCAGGACAGGUCUGCACAUCAUAUACCUCAGACUACAAUACAAACUGAAGACACUUCUAUCCAAGAAAGGAUCCAGCAGAUUACGGGGGGGAAAUGCAGACGCAGUUAGGAAACGUGUAGAUGCUGUAAUAAGAUAAUGAGCAAGACGUUUUUAAAAGGUUGAGAGCCAGUCAGCGAGGCAGUGUAGUGCAGGAUUGCACCUGAGCUAUAAGGUGUCAGGUUGUAGUUCAGUGUCUGACAGUGACAAUAAAUGUAUUCUGAAAUGUCUAGACAUCGCAAUAUUGUGUUUCAGUGUGAUGAAGUGCUGUUGACAUCUGAGUCAAUAUGUUAGAGCCGCUGCAGUGUGUCGCUGCAGACGUAGGCAACACUGAAAUUAAAAGUGUCCAGCGAAAAAGCAAAUUUGUCAAAUAAAAGAUGUUUUCUUUCUA
Molecule: messenger RNA, 3536 nt
Organism: Stegastes partitus (bicolor damselfish)
Lineage: Eukaryota; Metazoa; Chordata; Actinopteri; Pomacentridae
Gene: kctd12b
Product: potassium channel tetramerisation domain containing 12b
Exons: 1
Coding region: 733-1584 (283 amino acids)
Biological process (GO): protein homooligomerization; regulation of G protein-coupled receptor signaling pathway
Cellular component (GO): signaling receptor complex
Molecular function (GO): protein binding
Source: RefSeq, a predicted model, not a curated record